AUGCACGCGAAGAAUACCCCGUUAAUAUUUUCUCGCUUCGCUACUGCUACUUUUGAAGACAAUACAAACCCAAGUCCGUACAUUAUCUCAAUGGCAAACAAUCACUCACUGGAUUUCAGUUGCCUCGCCUUCGAGAACGAGACACUAUCAGCUAUGACCACACUACCGGGUGACGCCUGUACGGUGGGUGUCGGUACGUCGAUACUAGAGGCCGCCAAGGUUGCACGUAUUGAACUACCGUCACACACCGGAUGA
Molecule: messenger RNA, 255 nt
Organism: Phytophthora nicotianae INRA-310
Lineage: Eukaryota; Oomycota; Peronosporomycetes; Peronosporales; Peronosporaceae
Exons: 1
Coding region: 1-255 (84 amino acids)
Source: RefSeq, a predicted model, not a curated record